Parnassius mnemosyne (clouded apollo) is the source of this 1347-nucleotide messenger RNA. Lineage: Eukaryota; Metazoa; Arthropoda; Insecta; Lepidoptera; Papilionidae. The record is from the annotation of a GenBank genome assembly.
AUGGUCAAAGCGAAGAAGUUGUUACUCAAGCACGCCAAUGUUUUAUCGUCAAACGAAGCUGACAUAGGAAAGACUGGCUUAGUUCAACACAAAAUAAACACAGGACAAGAAUUGCCUAUUCGUCAGCGGCCAAGAAGAUUGCCUGUAGCACGUGAAAAGGAAGUGGAAACCAUGAUUGAGGGAAUGGUGAAGGAUGGUGUUAUUGAACCUUCAUCUAGUCCAUGGUGUUCACCUGUGGUGCUGGUAAAGAAGAAGGACGGCAGCAUGCAGUUUUGUGUUGACUACCGCCGCCUGAACGACGUUACGAAGAAGGACAGCUAUCCCUUGCCAAGAAUUGAUGACACGCUGGACAUGCUUACAGGCGUAAAGUGGUUUAGUACGCUGGAUCUGAAAAGUGGCUACUGGCAGGUUGAAAUUGACCCUAAGGACAAGGAGAAAACUGCAUUCUCCACAGGAAAGGGUCUGUGGCAAUUUAAAGUCAUGCCGUUUGGAUUGUGCAAUGCUCCAGCAACGUUUGAAAGGUUGAUGGAGCUUGUACUUACCGGGCUAAUUGGAGAUGCCUGUCUGGUCUAUUUGGAUGAAAUCAUCAUCGUAGGCCGUACGUUUGAGGAACACCUUCAAAACCUGGAACGCGUGCUCAUGAAGAUCCAGAGUGCCAACCUCAAGUUGAGUUCAAAGAAGUGCUCACUAUUCAAACGGCAAAACUUUGCAGAUAUAGCCAAACCUCUGCACAAGCUAACCGAGGAGAAGCGACAUUUCUGCUGGGAUGAAAGUUGCGAUAUUGCAUUCCAGGAGCUCAAGAACCGUCUGUGCAAAACACCUAUUUUGGGGUACCCUGAUGCGGGCAAAGAAUUCAUAGUUGACACAGACGCAAGUGAUAUAGGACUUGGCGGUGUAUUGUCUCAAGGGAAUGGUGAUCAAGAGAUUGUGAUAGCGUACUUCAGCAAGUCGUUGUCAAAGCCGGAAAGGAACUAUUGUGUCACAAGACGGGAAUUGCUUGCUGUGGUAAAGUCCUUGCAGCAUUUUAGCAAAUACCUCCUGGGGCGGAAAUUCUACUUACGAACUGACCAUGCUGCACUGAAAUGGCUAUUGCAGUUCAAAAAUCCGGAAGGACAAGUUACGAGAUGGAUUGAACUACUACAGGAAUACGACUUUGUGAUCGAACAUCGCAGCGGGAAAUCUCAUGACAAUGCAGAUGCAUUAUCAAGAAGACCUUGCCCUGAAGAUUGCAAGCAUUGUACUAGGCAAGAGGGUAAAGAAGUGGUAUCUGCGAGGCUAUUCAGGGCAGACCAGCUCAGCAAUGAAUGGAAGGACAGCCUAUGCACAGCAGGAAGAUUCGGACAUUAA